GCGGGAGAUGCCCAAACGGGGGAAGAAGGCAGAGGAUGUGGACAGCGCGGACGAGCUCGAGGCCACAGAGCCCGAGGCAAAGAAGAGCAAGAAGGGGGCAGCCAAGGGCCCCAAGGAGAAGGUGGUGGAGGGCCCCAUCCUGUACCAGGAUCCGCCCAACAAGCUCACCUCCCCCAGUGGGCAGAAGUACACCCUGAAGGUCACAUCGUGGAACGUGGACGGGCUCCGGGCCUGGGUCAAGAAGAAGGGGCUGGAGUGGGUGCGUGAGGAGGACCCCGACGUGCUGUGCCUGCAGGAGACCAAGUGUGCAGAGAAGCUGCUGCCCCCCGAGAUGCGGGAGAUGCCUGAGUACCCCCACAAGUACUGGGCCUGCGCCGGUGCCAAGGAGGGCUACAGCGGGGUGGCUCUGCUCUGCAAGACUGAGCCGCUCAGCAUCACCUAUGGCAUCGGUGAGGUGGAGCACGACCAGGAGGGCCGGGUGAUAACGGCUGAGUUCCCCUCGCACUUCCUGGUGACGGCCUACGUGCCCAACGCGGGCCGGGGGCUGGUGCGGCUGGAGUACCGCCAGUGCUGGGACGCCGCCUUCCAGGCCUACCUGCGGGGGCUGGAUGCUCGCAAGCCCCUGGUGCUGUGCGGGGACCUCAAUGUGGCCCACGCCGAGAUCGACCUGAAGAACCCCAAGGGCAACAAGAAGUCGGCAGGCUUCACGCCCGAGGAGCGCCAGGGCUUCGGGGAGCUGCUGACAGCUGGCUUCACCGACACCUUCCGCCACCUCUACCCUGAAACGCCCCAUGCCUACACCUUCUGGACCUACAUGAUGAAUGCUCGCGCCAAGAAUGUGGGCUGGCGCCUUGACUACUUCCUGGUCUCGACGCGCCUGCUGGGGGCGCUAUGCGACAGCAAGAUCCGCUCCCAGGCAAUGGGCAGUGACCACUGCCCCAUCACCCUCUACAUGGCCCUGUGA
Molecule: messenger RNA, 964 nt
Organism: Emys orbicularis (European pond turtle)
Lineage: Eukaryota; Metazoa; Chordata; Testudines; Emydidae
Gene: APEX1
Product: apurinic/apyrimidinic endodeoxyribonuclease 1
Exons: 4
Coding region: 8-964 (318 amino acids)
Biological process (GO): base-excision repair
Cellular component (GO): nucleus
Molecular function (GO): double-stranded DNA 3'-5' DNA exonuclease activity; endonuclease activity; DNA binding
Source: RefSeq, a predicted model, not a curated record